AGGUGCGGUGGCGGCCGGGCCGUCAAGGCGGCCGCGGCUCAGGGGAUGUUAGAGGCGCGCUGGGCGGCCGCCGAGCAGACGCCCGGGCUUCGAGCUGCGAGCUCCGCUCUCCCGCCAUGGCCCCCGCUCCGCCCCCCGCCGCCUCCUUCUCGCCAGCCGAGGUCCAGCGGCGCCUGGCGGCCGGCGACUGCUGGGUCCGCUGCGGCGCCCGCCUCUACGACCUCACCGGCUUCGUCCGGCACCACCCGGGGGGCGAGCAGCUGCUGCGGGCACGGGCUGGCCAGGACGUUAGCGCCGACCUGGACGGGCCGCCGCACCGGCACUCGGCCAACGCGCGCCGCUGGCUGGAGCAGUACUACGUGGGCGACCUGCUAGGAGACCCUCAGGGUUCCGUGGAGAAUGGGGCUGUAGCCUCUGUGAACACUCAGGAGACAGACCCUGCAAUGGAGCCAAAGCUCAAAGUGGUGGACUGGGACAAGGACCUGGUGGACUGGCGGAAGCCCCUACUGUGGCAGGUAGGCCACUUGGGAGAGAAGUACGAUGAGUGGGUCCACCAGCCGGUGACCAGGCCCAUCCGCCUCUUCCAGUCAGACUUCAUCGAGUCCCUCACCAAGACUGUCUGGUACAGCGUCCCCAUCAUCUGGAUGCCCCUGAUACUGUACCUCAGUUGGUCCUACUACCGAACCCUCGCCCAGGGCAACAUCCGACUCUUCACGUCCUUCACCACAGAGCACUCAGUGGCCAUGCCUGAGUCCGUGUUCCCGGGCCUCUUCGUGCUGGGGAUAUUCCUCUGGAGCCUGGUGGAGUACCUCCUCCACCGCUUCCUGUUCCACAUGAAGCCCCCCAGCAACAGCUAUUACCUCAUCACGCUGCACUUCGUCUUGCACGGCCAGCACCACAAGGCACCCUUCGAUGAGUCCCGCCUGGUCUUCCCCCCUGUACCAGCUUCUCUGGUGAUUGCCACCUUCUACGUGGUCUUACAGCUCCUCCUGCCCGAGGCGGUGGGGGGCACUGUGUUUGCUGGGGGCCUCCUGGGCUAUGUCCUCUACGACAUGACCCAUUACUACUUGCACUUCGGCUCGCCGCGCAAGGGCUCCUACCUGUACAACAUGAAGGCCCAUCACGUCAAGCAUCACUUUGCACAUCAGAAGUCAGGAUUUGGCAUCAGCACUAAACUUUGGGAUUACUUUUUCCACACCCUUAUGCCGGAAGAACCCCACCCGAAGAUGCAGUGACAACUCCCAGCCCUGCUGUAGCCCCUGCCCCACCCCCAGCCCCAUCCAGACCCUGCAAAGAAGAUUUGCUUGGCCAGGCAGGACGGGCUUUGUCCGUCCUUCGGGCUUGCUGGGGGGUGCUGAGAAGACCCUGAAGAUUGAGACUGACCCUGCGACUGCCCUCCUGACCCAGGAGGGUCAGGAAGGUCAGGAAGGUCACGUCCACUUGGUGACCAAAUGGCCCUCAGGGACUAGCUCUUUCCUGGAGCAUCCCGGCUUCUCCACCAGCAUCCCUGCCCAGAGCCUUAGCCCACAGGACUGCUUUAGGACCCGGCUAAUGGGGAAUUUCCCAGGGGAAUGAAGGAAACUGACCCCUAGAGCCAGGCCUGUGUCCCACCUGUGUCUUAGCACCUCGGGCUCUCGAGCUAGCCCCCACAGUGGAGCUGCCAAUGUUCACAGCAAAGAGUGGGGUCUGCGAGGCCGGUGGCCCUCAUCUUCCCCACCUUCCUGGGGAGGAUUUGGUGGCUCUGGCUGUUCUCCUAAUGAAUGGAAAACACUGAGGUGGAUGAAGGGCUCUCACAAGAAGAGACAGCAUGAUACCUCCCACAGGCCACCCCGAGAUCCCAGGGCAGAGCCUUUGUCCCCUGCCAAUCACGAAUGGCAGCUGUACCACCAGGUGCCUCAGGCUAUGACACAUCCUGGACCCACACGCCCGGCCCUCACCUGCCUGUGCCAGUGGGCCCAAGGUAGCUGGCGUCACCUCAACACUGGCAGGAGCCCAGGCCCCUUUCUUUAGGAACCACCAGCUGCUCUAGCCAUGUCUUGCCUGCCUCUAGAAUCACAAAGUCUUUCUCCAAGGGAGGCUAAAGAGGCCUCUCCAUGGGUGGGAGCCCCACCC
Messenger RNA from Ceratotherium simum simum (southern white rhinoceros), 2112 nucleotides. It is a transcript of the gene FA2H, whose product is annotated as fatty acid 2-hydroxylase. Gene Ontology annotation, cellular component: endoplasmic reticulum; membrane. Gene Ontology annotation, molecular function: iron ion binding; heme binding; fatty acid 2-hydroxylase activity. Gene Ontology annotation, biological process: lipid biosynthetic process; fatty acid metabolic process. Lineage: Eukaryota; Metazoa; Chordata; Mammalia; Perissodactyla; Rhinocerotidae. The record is from RefSeq and is a predicted model, not a curated record.